Messenger RNA from Colletotrichum karsti, 1590 nucleotides. RefSeq lists its product as uncharacterized. The record is from RefSeq and is a predicted model, not a curated record. The transcript has a single exon. The coding region runs from base 1 to 1590 and encodes 529 amino acids. NCBI's taxonomy places the organism in Eukaryota, Fungi, Ascomycota, Sordariomycetes, Glomerellales, Glomerellaceae.
AUGGCCACGGCAAACGAGGUGCCUCCUGCUCUGCGAUGCGAUUCUCCCUCGCCCGAAGUUUCGCCAACCCCGGCUAUCGGUGCUUGCCCCGAGCUCACACGCUGUGUAUCAACGGCAUCUUCAGUCUCUCACGGUUCCGCCACCGAUGGCGGUAACCACCGUGAGUCUCUGGGAAGCACGGGAAGCAGCACGUCCAGACAAUCCUCAGGGAACUACAGUCGCCGCUCGGACUUGAGCUUUGUGUCUUCCUCCCGCCAGUCAACCUGCGGCGGCUUGGAGCGCCAGUCCAGUCGCCGCCGUGGUUUCGUUCGGCCGCAGGGCACCGACUUUGCUGCGAGUGCUCGGCACAGGGAGAGCGUUCUGAGCUUGGGAAGCAUUGCUCAUUUGCAAUACUACUUUGCGCGGACUGGACUCCUCGACGGCAAGGGCGGCCAGUUGGCGAGAAAGAAUAAGGCGAAGGGCGGCCUGGACCUUUCGUCUGUGAGCAGCUCUGGGAUGUCUUCACCGAGAAUCAUGGGUUCAGACGGCGAACAGUCCUUCCCGUCGCUCAGCCCUCUUCUUUCGGGCGAUCAAUUUGCCGGUGCCAUGGUAGAAUCCCCCACCGAGGACCAUGACUACUACUCCGAUUUCGACGAGCCUGAUCCGAACGUGCUACCGCCCACUACUAGCACCUACAUUCACAGGGAGAAGCCAGUGCCCAAGCCGCCUACCAUUGAGGAGUUGAAGACCGACCUUACCGAAUCUCUUGAGAAGGCGGGCACUGCGCUGAAAAAAGCGAGGGACAGCAAGGAGGAGAACGCCAGGGCUGCUGCUGAAGCUGCAAAGAGCACGCCAAAGAAGGGAUCCAUGGGCUGGUUCGAGGUUCAGGGCAUGCACAUUCUCGACGUCAUGACACUGGCUAUUCGUGCUGCCAAGAACUACUACACUGCUCACGAGGUGCCCGAGCGAUUGGACGUAAUCAAGUCCGAGAAGGAGAUCCGUACCGAGCUAUUCAACGUUAUGGAGACGUUGAAGCAGAUGGCGACCCGCAAGUGGGCUGGUGGUAUGAAGGAUGAGGAGUACGCCACCCUCAACUCCUGGAUUCAGGGACUUUUCAGCAUGCUCAAGACGGAAGAGAAAAUGGUCGAGGCAGAGAAAGCGGAGCGCAGCCGCUGGACCUGGAUGAAGGGCGAUUGGACUGGCAAGGAAGUCGAGAGGGAACUCGCUUUCAUGGCCUCUUUGGAUCCCCAGGCUGAGUGGGAGGAAUACACGCCCGCAGCUUCGGCGACCGAGUUGCCCACGCCAUUCCUUCAAAGCCUACAAAAUGGAAUUCGACUUGUUGAGCUUCACAACGCGGCAGUCAAGCUAUCGAAACGCCGUUUUGGCCUGAUCACCACCUUUCAUACAGACACUGAGAAGCCCUACCGCUGCGCCGAUAACAUCCGCUACUGGGCCAAGGCAGCAGAGCUGCGUUGGGAGGUCCUGCUCAAGGUGGACGCUUUAGGCAUCGUCUACAACAACAGUCCCGAGGUCUGGACUAACUUGGAGACCGCCGUCAUGGCUUGGUGCCGCAAAGUGCGUGAAGAGAUCACGUCCGAGCUGGAGGGCUAA